Molecule: messenger RNA, 1191 nt
Organism: Haemonchus placei
Lineage: Eukaryota; Metazoa; Nematoda; Chromadorea; Rhabditida; Trichostrongylidae
Source: the annotation of a GenBank genome assembly
UGGCAGUUGCAGUUUAACGAGCAACAUCCGAUAAAUGGUUCAAAACUAGCCACUUAUGGCAAUGGACGCUACGUGUUCCUACUAGGAAAUAAAAGAACGGAUCUUGACGGUCAAAUACAUUAUACACAAUUCGACUUGGAAUGUAUCGACUUAUUUCUGAGUGUGAAAACGCGUUAUCUAAUAAAAGGACUUCAGGAUAUUGGUUAUGUACUCGGUUUCUAUGCACUUUCACCCACAAUUUUAGUCUUGGUGGAUUAUUCGGAUUUGAUUAUUAAUAUUAAACAGACCGCUGUGCUCCUUGACAAAGACUUCUAUACUGGCUCAUACUUCAUCGAACGCACUUACUGUGUGCCGUUAACGGCGGCGUUCUUCUUCAUCCACUGCGUCAUCGGUGAACAGCAGUGCGCCAUAUUUGCUCCACCAAAUACUGGUAGACCAUUAAAUGGAGGAGAGUCAACAUUCUGCUGCCACCUUAUCCCGAAGCAACCAUGGUCAGCUGGUUCGGAUCGCAAUAUCUCGAUGUUUGUGCAACGAGCAAAUGCACAAGUGCUCUCGAGACAUGGAGUGCCUCUAACACGGUGGGAAUCGCCUCAAUUCAUCAGCGUGGAUGAGAUCGGUAUAUUCCUCGAUCGAGAACAAGGAAUAUGCCCUGACCCCUUCACUAUCGUCAUCAUUAACAUCAACAGUGGUGACUGGCGUCUAGUUGGGUGUACUGCCGAUUUGAGUACAGGCUUUCCACGAGACGAUUAUGACCAGAUGCCAAUCGACAGCACAGCUCAACACAGUGCCACUGGACAGAUAGCCCUACUAACCACUUAUGGACGUCCCAGUGAUAGUUAUCACGCGCAGUUCGCCCGUUUUCUGCACAUGUGUAAUCGUCAAAUAUGGCGGGCCUUUUACUUUACGGCUGAACACUUCCCCUGAAUAGGCGUAUUGGACACAACGAAUUGGCGAUGGGUCGAAGUAUAUUCGGUCGAUGAUUACUAUUUUACGAAUAUCAUUAUGUUCGACACUGGUCAAAUGCUUAUACAUCAAACGGAUAAAACUUGGAAUACGGAGCAGUACGGUGUCCUACGGAAUCCAUUCGUUGUGUUCACACUACAGUCAUCAGCUGAACUGACAUCGCGGCCGUGCACCUACGAUGAUGAACGUGAAACUAUUGUAAGGCGAUUGCGCUGUACUGAAGAAUGA